CUAGCUUUAUGUCCUUAUUUGGACCUUCUCAAUCAUAAUUCACCUUCACCAAAUACAGAAAAUCUAUUUAGUAGCCUACCUAAGCCACAAAUUCCUCAAGAGGGUGGUUAUGAACUCAUAAACCAAUCUGAUCAAGUUGUCGAGAAAGAUAGCGAGGUUUUCUUCAUGUAUGGACCACAUUCAGACUCAUCGUUGUUGGCUGAGUAUGGUUUUUGCCUAGGAUGGGAAAAGAAUGCGUUUACUGAGUGUAACAUUAGCGAAUUGAUCAUUUCAAUGGUAACGACGGAUUGGAGAAAGGAUGAGUUAGAAUCUAACGGACUAUGGGAUGAUUAUACACUCCACUUAUAUCCAUCACCAGCAUAUCCAUCACAAAGGACGCUAUCUGCUCUUCGGUUGAUUUGCUUGGAAGAAAAUCAAAUAGAAGAAUGGCGAAAGACGCUGAGAUAUGAGCAAGAAAGUGUUAGUGAAGAGAAUGAGGGGAAGAUGAGGGAAGAACUGGUUAAAGUAUGCGAGCUAGUCUCUAAAAGAUCGUCUGAAGCUAUCGAAAAGUCAGCAAAUGAGACGAUAAGGAUAAUAUGGGAAGCUGAAUUGGAGACAGCAAACCAAGUAAAACUAAGCACAUUAUCAAAUGUAAUAUUCUAA
This is a messenger RNA of Wallemia mellicola CBS 633.66, 642 nucleotides long. RefSeq lists its product as hypothetical. The annotation marks the transcript as partial. Gene Ontology annotation, biological process: peptidyl-lysine monomethylation; peptidyl-lysine trimethylation. The record is from RefSeq and is a predicted model, not a curated record. Lineage: Eukaryota; Fungi; Basidiomycota; Wallemiomycetes; Wallemiales; Wallemiaceae. The transcript has a single exon. Gene Ontology annotation, molecular function: protein-lysine N-methyltransferase activity.